UCAUGCUAUUAGGCUUUGUAUUUUUUAGUACUACUUUCCCUUAUUAAGUUAGUAAAUUCACCAGUUUGUGUGAACUUAAACGUAACGUGUGUCACUGAACUUCUAAGGUCAGUAAGAUGGUUGGGAGGCAGACGCACCGAAUGGACGGCGGCAAUUGCUCCGUGACGGUGGUGGAUGACAGCCCGGGCUCCAGUCCGAGCUCCAGUCCCGCGGGCCGGGUGCCCCAGCAGGCCGGCGGAGGUGGCGGCAGAGGUCGGCCGGCGGCGGCCAACGCGGCGCGGGAGAGGAGCCGCGUGCAGACCCUGAGGAACGCCUUCCUGGAGCUGCAACGGACACUGCCGUCGGUGCCGCCCGACACCAAGCUGUCCAAACUGGACGUAUUGAUACUGGCCACAACGUACAUUGCCCACUUGACUCGAACUCUGCAAGAGGAAGGUGCCGAGGAAGGCGAGAGCACAAAACACACGGAGGCGUUACACUCGCUCAAAGGGGAAGGAUACCUGCACCCGGUCAAGAAAUGGCCGAUGAGGUCCAGACUGUACGUGGGAGCGAGCGGUCAUUUCCUGAACAAUACUUCAGAAUCUGAGAACCAAGGCCCGUCAUCAUCAUCAUCAUCAUCAUCGACCUCCAAGUAA
Phycodurus eques (leafy seadragon) is the source of this 635-nucleotide messenger RNA. Its product is annotated as transcription factor 24-like. The record is from RefSeq and is a predicted model, not a curated record. Bases 117 to 635 code for a protein of 172 amino acids. The transcript has 2 exons. Lineage: Eukaryota; Metazoa; Chordata; Actinopteri; Syngnathiformes; Syngnathidae. Gene Ontology annotation, molecular function: protein dimerization activity; DNA-binding transcription factor activity, RNA polymerase II-specific; RNA polymerase II transcription regulatory region sequence-specific DNA binding. Gene Ontology annotation, biological process: developmental process; regulation of transcription by RNA polymerase II.